This is a messenger RNA of Brassica oleracea var. oleracea, 1682 nucleotides long. RefSeq names its product general transcription factor IIH subunit 4. Bases 157 to 1518 code for a protein of 453 amino acids. The record is from RefSeq and is a predicted model, not a curated record. Lineage: Eukaryota; Viridiplantae; Streptophyta; Magnoliopsida; Brassicales; Brassicaceae. Gene Ontology annotation, cellular component: transcription factor TFIIH holo complex; transcription factor TFIIH core complex. Gene Ontology annotation, molecular function: double-stranded DNA binding; ATPase activator activity. The transcript has 15 exons. Gene Ontology annotation, biological process: nucleotide-excision repair.
AACCAAAGCAGAGAGGUGAAAGAAAUCGAUCUUCUUCGUCUUCGAUAUUUUAGGGUAAUAAAUCGAUUGUGGAGUUUCUUCUUCUUUUGGAUUUGCUCUAAUCAUCUACCUCCGCAUAGUUUGAGUAGCAAAGCAAUCCCCCUCGAAUCAAGGAAGAUGCCGCAAGUUAAGAUAAUCGCGAAAAACUUUAUGGACAUGGUGGCGUCUCUUACGGCCAUCAAGCUCGACAAACUCUAUAACAAUGUCUUCAUCUGCGAGGCCAUUCUCAGGUCUUUGCCACCACUCGCCAAGAAAUACGUAUUGCAGUUGCUUUUCAUUGAUGAUCCUGUACCUUGCACGAGGAUUGAGGAGUGGGUGCUUCCUGAUGGCCUCUCUAAGCACAGAGUUGCUAUAGACCGGUUGAUUCAACUCAGGAUUUUCACUGAAACCGUAGUAGAUAGGAAAGAGGGAACCUGUUACAGCCUAAAUCCUACAUUUCAGAAAAAUCUUCAGAAACAUAUUAUCUCCGGUGGAGUUUUGCCUCGGGAGCCUAUGAACUCCAACAAUGGCAUUAAGCUUCCAAGUCUACAAGAACUCGAAACCUAUGCACUCCUGCAAUGGGAGUGUUUUCUGCUACAACUCAUAAAUUCGGGUCAAGGUGAAAAGCUAACCGGUAUCAGUUCGUCCAUGAUGAAAGUCUUCCAGCGAGGUUUAUUGAGUCAGAGAGACAGAGAUGGCCCGAGAUUAACUGAGAGUGGCUUUCAGUUUUUGCUGAUGGAUACAAAUGCCCAGCUUUGGUACAUUAUCCGAGAAUACAUAUCGAAUGCCGAGGAGCGUGAUGUAGAUCCCGCAGACUUGAUUUCGUUUUUGUUAGAGCUCAGUUUCCACGUUACCGGUGAGGCGUAUAACUUAAAUACAUUGACAGAUGUUCAAAUAACUACGCUUAAGGACCUUGCAGACUUGGGAUUAGUCAAGCUUCAACAGGGAAGGAAAGACAGUUGGUUUAUUCCUACUAAGUUGGCUACAAAUUUAUCAGUCAGUCUUGCAGAUUCAUCAGUCCGAAAAGAGGGAUAUGUCAUGAUGGAAACAAACUUUAGGAUGUAUGCUUACUCAACAUCUAAGCUACAAUGUGAGAUAUUACGUCUGUUUGCGAGGAUAGAGUAUCAACUUCCGAACCUUAUUGCUUGUGCAGUUACAAAAGAAAGUUUGUACAAUGCCUUUGACAAUGGCAUCACAUCAGACCAGAUUAUAACUUUUCUCCAGCAAAAUUCUCAUCCACGAUGUGCCGAUCGAGUCCCAUCUAUUCCAGAAAAUGUCACUGACCAGAUCCGGCUUUGGGAGUCAGAUCUGAAGAGAAUCGAGAUGACUCAGGCUCACUUCUAUGAUGAAUUUCCUUCAAAGGAUGUGUUUGAAGGAGCUUGCAACUUUGCUAGACAGUGGGGAGGCCUUCUUUGGGAAGACUCUAAGAGAAUGCGACUUGUUGUGAAAUCCGAAGUUCACAAUCAGAUGCGUGAGUAUCUUCACACCCAAGGCAAGUGAGAAGAAAGAAGAAACUCGACCAUUUUCUUUUCUUAUGUUAAAACAAAAAAAAAGUGAAAUGUUUUGAUACUUCAAGAUAUGUUUUGACAUGAUGGUGUAUAAACUAUAUCGACAAAAGAAACUUUGGAGUGAGAAGGAAGAAAAGUGACAAACCGUAUUCUCAA